UUAAGAGCUAACUAAUUCCUAUUCUGCUUUAAAGUAGUAGAAUGUAGACUUAUUAUUGCCUUUGUAUAUUGGUUUAGUAAUUUCGUGGUUUCCUGGAUGAUUCGUAUGAACAAAAAAGUAGAAUAAAGCAUAUCUAACGUAGUUUUUCGAUUUAAUGCUUAUAUAAACAGCAAUUCUUGAACUUCUGUCGUGAAGAGCCUUUUUAUGGCUUUGUGAAACAAAUAACUGUAGCGUUUGUUUAUAUGCUUCAUAUUAGAGCGAGAGAUCAUAAGGUUUGUUAUCCACCGGCUUUAAUUGUGCGCGCUGUUAGGUUUUACUGUUGGUUUUUCAUGGAUAGUAGAUAGUUCGUUACUCACUUUUAAUGUAUCCUUCGCGAAUUUCUUCUUCUUCUCAAAGCAACCAGCAUACAAAAUUUUCUGUCCCGGAAGCUUGUGACAAAAUAAAAGAUGAGCUUCUGGGUCUACAAACUCAGUACCACAGUUUAAAAUGUGAGUUCGAAAAGGCAGUUCAGGAAAAGUCCGAGCUACAACGUCACUACCUGCUGUAUUAUGAGAUAACUUAUGGACUUAAUGUCGAAAUGCACAAACAAAUGGAGAUUGCGAAACGGCUGAAUGCUAUCCUAGUGCAAGUCAUCCCAUUCCUAUCUCAAGAGCAUCAAUCUCAGGUUGCUGCAGCAGUGGACCGCGCAAAGCAAGUUACUUUGUCGGAACUUAGUAGCAUCAUAGGGCCACAAAUGGAUGAGUCUAAGGGCCCGAAAUUCCUGAAUGGUACCGUUGGUUCCCCGUUUGACCAAAUGGACUUUUUUAAGACUAUGCAACAGCAACAAUUACUGAUGAAUUCUGGAUCUGGAGGACUAAAUAGUGGGUUCCCACACAGUCUCAUUCCACCGUCGUUAGGGCAGUUACCAUCCGAUAAUCCCGUUCUACCCAUAAGCGGCUCCAGGGGAGGAGCUCAAUCCACUCCAUCUUUAACUAGCCUAAGUGGGCUCAAUGCACCUCCAUGCACUGGAAUUAACAGUUUGAAUAGUGGACUCCCAGCUCUAAAUAACAAUACUGCUAAUAAUUUGCUUUUACCUCCCAAUCCAUUUCUACCACAAAUGACCAGUUCAGUUACGCCCCCAACUACAAAUACUAAUCCUGUUGGGAAUCCUAGCAUUUCUGGUGUUCAGUCAUCCCUUUCUGGUAUCCCAGGUCCUAAUAAUCCGGCUUUCUUUUCUGGUCUUGCCCAAUCUCACCCGGCAGUUGCAGCAGCAAUGGCUGCAGUAGCUGCUGCAGGAUUCCCUCCUGGUAGUACGAAUGCUACUAUGAAUCAGUUAUCCAGUGGCUUACUUAGCAACAAUAGUCAUCCUUAUUCUCAAAUCCCUGCUCAUAUUAAUAAUAUACCAACUUCAUUUCCUCCUGGAACUAGCAAUAAUCUAGUGGGUGCUUCAUUGCCAUCAUCUAUAUCCUCUAAUGCAUCUUUGGCGACCUCAUCUUAUCAUGGUCCUUCUGCUUCUGGGGCGCAUACACCGUUCUCACCCACCUCUACUUCUCUUUCUAACCCGAAUGCUCCAAGACCAUUAAUGUUCCCAAUGGAUGGAGUGACUGGUCAACCACCGUUUCCCCCAAUGAUAUCUCCAGCUGCACUAUCUGCCAUUAUUAGUGACAAGAAUUUAGAUGAAAAACAAGUAAGUCUGGUUAAGGACUUUUAAACAAUUUGUUUUCUCUUUUCAGUUUUCAGUUACGAAUUCCUGGCAUUCUAAUUAUUUGUCUUACAUCCAAAGUGCAUUUGUAUAUUAUUUGUAUUUUUCAUUUCGUUACCACUAUGCAGCACAUCUUAGGUUUAUUUUGACUCCUACCUCAUUUAUUCAUCGUCUACUCACUCAACCUCUUUUCAAACCUGUAUGUUCGGGAAAUCCUCCAGCUUUUUUCUUAGUAUGAUCACUCGAAUCUGGAUCCCAGUUGUUUAUACCCUGCUCCUACUAUCCAAGCCUGAAAUACUUGGUAAAUCCCUCAUUCUUAAAAUAGCUUAUUUCUCAGUUUGGUGCACAAAGUGUAACAUCAUCAUCAAGGUUAUUUUCGCCAAUAACUCUAGAUGCUUCAGUGGUAUUUUCGAUGUUUUAUCUUAAUGAGUAUAUCGUAAUCAUCAAAGUAACUUCUUGGUAGUCAUUUGAAUUCGGUAAAUACCAUCUUUAGACACAAGUACAGAUCAUUGAUACCAAGUAAAUUUUACGAACAGGUAGACAUUCUUUCCGUAACGGAUCUUUAGAGUGGAUAACUCCCUUCAGUUUAGUUCAAAGAUGAAAAUUCAGUGGUUCGUUUAAGAAUAAAUUAAAAAAGCAUCCAGUCAAGUAUUGAAUAAAUUUUGAUCCCAUGGUCAUCUUGGAUGACUUCGAGUCUGUUUUAAAAACGACAGAGGUCUUUACAAAGCUUACGGAAAAGACAGAUGAGUCGCCGAUGCUUCUGUCAAGUUAAUUGAUGUUUAGAACAAUAAAAUCAAAAUAUGACUUGAACACUGAAACACGACGUUUACACAAUAAUAGUAAACUGCAGUGAGCUACGAGUGAAAAGCUGACAGAUAAACCAGUGACAACAGAUGAUGGUAUACAGUUUUUAGGUUUGUCAAAAGGGAUGGGGCCAUAAAGUCAUCAGCUAGGUGAUCUAUCUCUGAAAAAGGUAGAAUGUUGAUCUACUUUCGAAUCGGGUAAUCAGAAUGAAUGGAUAAAACAUCUUGACACAUAGUACAGCCACUUUUAUUGUUAUAAACAUUUUAUGAACAAUCUGAAUAGGAGAUUAACAUCAAUUUUAAUGUUAUUUCAUGUAACUGAUCUCAGUCGUUGCUGCCUUAAUUAACUAGAAAGUUUUUUUAAAAACAACAGAAAUCAGCUUAUUUAACUUUGUUUCUAGUCUGGUAGUUUCCAUGAUAUAAUAUUUAGCAAGAAAUUUGGGGAAACCAUGUAAGUUUCACGUCUUUUCAUUAGUGUAUCCAACAAGAUGUUUUAGAUCAUUUGUCAUAACUGAACAGCAUCCUAAAUAAACACAUCACUCUGUUUUUAAUUUUUAACCCAAAUAAUCUGUUGAAUUGGGACUUAAAGCCAGUCAACAUUUAAAUUGACGGCAUCAAAUUAUAUCCUUCAGUGGGUGGGACACAAGUACUUGAUCAUACGUAGCUUCGAAUAACUUUCCACACUUACUGAAGUCACCUACUUAGUAUUACUAAAUUCACGCCCAGAGUACUAGGUUAAUGUAGUUAACUGGUGGAUAAAGUUGUAAACUUAAUUGGUCUAAACCUGUAUUAUUCGGGCUCUUACCCGUUAAUAAAGGUGCGAAAUUCCCGGUUAUAGUCUGGGAGAUAAUCUACGUCUGGAAGUCUCCACUGAUACUACUCGAUUGGUUUCGUUUUUAACUCCCUCUAAGUGUUUCCAUUCCUUUCAUCCUAUUAUUUUGAGCACUUUUAUUGUCGCAGGCAUUAGAUCGUUGCCUUCAUAUGUUUGCGUUUUCUAAUGUUGUGGCAGUUGAUAUACUACAGAAUAAACCCCCGUAAUGUUUAUUACAAAGUUAUUUUGCAAUUCAGUUAUGUUAGGAAUAGUCUCUAACUAUAUUGAGAGUAAGGAAGUUACUUACUAAUGAUAUUGAAUGAUCGUUGCUAACUGAUUGAAUUUGACAAUGUACACUGUUCCAUAUGACUCUAUGGGUUUGUACUACUUAGAUGUCCCGAACUAGGUAUGUGCACCUUUCGCUUUCAACUAUUCUUUAGUUAAAAUUAGUCCGAGGCAAAAACGUACUUCAGAAUGGACAAUCUCCACAAACCGCUAUACUUUCUUUAUCUCUCUAUACUGUACUCUAUAUGUAUAGAACUGAUUUUCAGGCAUACAAUAUAUAUGAUUUUUAUUAUAACCCACUUUCAAUUAUCACGAUAUAUAGUUGUUAAACAUGUUUAUGUUUAAUGCUUUGUUGAUUGUCAUCGAUGUUUGUGUGCUUGUUUGUUUGUACGUGUUCGUUCAUUUGUGUAGUUGUGUACGUCUAUAAUGCUAUACAGAUAUUUCUGUGUGUGACUACCUAGAACAACAUGUAAAAUUGUAUGUUAAUCAGAAGUUCACAUAUGUAUGUUAUUAAUAUAUGCACACAAAAACCUAACAACUGUUGACAAUACUUUAUAGAUAAUAGGGCGUUUGUUCUCUCAAGUGUUGUGUGUAUACUAUUCAUUUGAUACACUUUUUCUUCACUUAAUAUGAGAACUAAGGAACUUACACAAUGCAUUUAGGAUGUGAUAAUAUGAUUUUAUUCAAAGAAUUAUCCAUUUGGACAUAUCUCGUUUUCCUCUCUUUAUGUUGUUGUAUUUGCAUUGAACUAUAUAUCGCUUAUUGACUUUAAACUAUUCAGAAUUUCUAAAGUAUGAAAAAGUUCCUUUUUCAUAAUUAAUAUGCUGCUAUUGUAUCUUAUCCUAGUCAGUGAAAUCUUUAUUUUUCGGUUUGAAAUUCAACGUUAAUUAUUAUGCUGGUAGAUAUCAUUAAACAGAGGUAGAUAAUUAAUGUUAUUUGAGCUUCUUUUCAAUUUUUAUUUUGCGGUUUAAUUAACUCCAAAUGCCAAUUUGGGAAUCGUUUCGUUUGACAUCCUAUCGUUUUUUUUAUGAUUUCACAUGGACGUUAGCGAAUUUAUUAAAGUCUGAGUAAUUAAAUUCUUUUUUCUUUGUAAUUGUACUACUGUUUGUGUUCAUGAUGACUAUCAAUAAUAUGUAGCAGUUGGAAAAAAACAUGUUCUAAAUCCAUAGUAGAAAUUCGGUUAUACAGUCUAAAAGCUAUGUAGUUUUUUAUGAAUGCAAUCGUAAAACAUUAACUAAUUACUAGUCAAUGUAAUGGUGACAUAUAUCAGUUCAAGCUGUCACAACAGUUGUGGAGUUCUAGUAAGCCAUACAAUAAUAAGUAAACAGAAUUGCAACAAAACAAGGAGGGUUAAAACCAUAUCCUAGCGGGUUGAAGAGCUAACACACCUACUUACGUUGACAUACAUUUCUAUUGACGGAAGAACUGUCAAUUUAUGUGUACAACUGAGUAUUUUUGUAACAACCUCUUCUAUAAUGGGUAGACACCAUACGCUUUCAGGGUGUGUGUGACUAUCUAAUUGAUGACUGUCAUUAUUCUCCUUACUAUUUUUAUUGACUUUUUCAGUAACCAAUUUUUUUCCUUUUUGUAUUACCACUCACUCACACACUUAAUUCUGUUUGUUUUCUAUAUGAAAACUCUCUCCUCUUGAGAAAGACAAAAAAUUAUCGCUCCUUUGGCACAUAUAUGCAAAAAUAAUCUUAAACAUCCAUAAUCCUAUUUGUUUGGGGUGUGUGUAAUAUAAUCAUAAUAAUAUAACCUAUGUAAGGAUUUUAUAUACAAUAAACAUCAUGUUUUAUAUGUCAUAUAGACCAGUGUAUGUAACCACCACCCUUGUUAUAAUAACCUUAACAGUGUUGGGGUGGUUAUUACAGUGAAAAUAUAUACUUCACGUUCUACAUUAUAUUCAUCUCUGUUUGCAAUGCAUUUACUAUAUGAGCCUCCGAUAUUUUCUCCGUCUGAGCCUCCAAGCCUAUUACGCCUGUCUAUACUGCUAUCGUUUCUUUUGUCUUUGUAUUUAUUUUGAAUGUUAGACAAACAGACACGUUUGAUGUGUUAAUUGGCCUGUCAUUUUGUCGCUCUCUCUCACCAUCGUGGCUGUGAACGUGCUUUUCCGAGGCAUGAAGUAAAUGUUUGUAAUUUGCAACAAAAACACCUGUUGUCAUUUUACUGCUAGCUAUCCUAGACGUUGUCAAACAAACCUAUUAUUAAAUUCAUUUUGUAUUGUUUGUUCGAAUCAUUCUAUUGAUGUUUAGAACUGCAAUUGAUCAGUCUCUUAUUGGUGUAUGUGCAUCAUGUACGGAUUGCCUCGAUAUUGCCUUCAAUCACAAGCAUUAUAAACAAAGAUGGAUGGUGGUUAGCAGUGAAACCCAGGACCGAUUGAUUGCAGUCCUAAAUAUCAAUAGGAAGAUUCAAACAAACAAUACAAAAUGGAUUUAAACUUCAUCUCAUUGCACAAGUCUGUGGCUAUCAGGACUUAUUACCUAAGUGGAUAGCUCGACAGCGAUCGAAGCGAACGGUACUGAGUUUGAAUCCCGGAGUAGACAACAACUAGUAUCCAGGUACAUCCAUCUAACGAGUCCUAAAUACGACAGAAAGCGCGUCCUUGAUUCCACUGCUAAUCGCCAUCUAUCUUUGCUCAUAAACAUAUUGUCUGUGAUUAUCAACUACUAAACUGUUCCUUUGUAUCCCAACAUAUAUAGCUAAAUAUAAAUUAGGGUCAAACUCAUGGCGAAGGCGAGAUAUCCGUCUAUCAAUUAAGGGACGAGUAUACUGCGUGGCAGUUCGUUCUGUUCUAUUUUACGGCUGCGAAACGUGGCCAUUGAGAGUAGAAGAUACACGUAAGUUACUAGUAUUUGACCACAGAUGCCUUAGAAAUAUUGCUCGCAUUUGUUGGGACUACCGGAUAAGUAAUAGUGAGGUUAGACGCAGAUAUUAGGUAUUGGAGGUAAAUCAGUUGAUGAGGUUGUGAAUCAUCAUCGACUGAGAUGGUUUUGCCACGUGUUACGUAUGCCUGAACACCGAUUACCAUAACACUCAAUGCAGACUAGUAUUGGGGAUGGCUAGAAGAAAGUCAGAGCCCACCAAACAAAACGUGGCAUCAGUGCUUGAAGUCAUUAACUUCUGGUCUGAGUCAUGUUUGUAGAUGCAGACCACUUGGUUGGGGUCCGCGUGACUAUCGUAACCAAUGGUUAGAGACUGGGUGACAUGGCUCAAAAUCGAUCACAAUGGCGUCGGUGUAUACACUCUGUCUUCCUUUAAACUAUGAGAUUAAAAUUGCUUUAUAUCUUUCUUUCUACGAACUAAUUCUUUCUUACUGUACUAUAUCCUUAUAUGCAAUCUUUCCUUUAUAUAUUACACCAUUGACUUAAUUGCUUCUAUCAAUCUGGUGUUCAUCUUGUUGUGCUAAUGAGGUGUGGCAACUUGGACCGAUGCACAUACAUGCAUAGUCCAACGUUGUAGCUGACUGAUUGACAAACUUAUUAUAAUGAAAAUUGCAAUCAAACUUAUCUUCAUUUCACUGAAUCACGGUUUAUUACAAAAAAAUGUAUGUAGAAUCUUAUUAACAAUCAGUUUCAAAUCAUUGGGUUCAGAAUCCCAUAUUGUACUAUAUGUAUGGUGUUAAAUAAAGCCUUUAUUAUUAUUUACUCUUAAGCAAACAUUUGUUGUGCAUAAUUUGGAUCUACUAAGUUUCACACGUAACCCAACGAUUACAAUGGUAACAUACCUGACGACAGGCAGUUUUUGUGUUAGUGGGUGCUUUUGGGAUAUCACACAUUCGAUACAGUGCGAAUUGUUAACAAGAAAUAUUACUUUAGAAUUCUACAGUCUGAUUUAACUACUCUAUACGACCGUGAACACAUGAUCAAUCCCUGUUCAUAUGUAAGAAAUCAACUCAGUUAUAAAGCCUGUUCAUCAAUCACCGAAUCAAUAUACGAACAAUUUAAAUGUAUUCACAGAUAGACAAAUUGCCUUAAAAAAAUAUGUGUAAGUGUGGUUUCAGUUUGAGUGAAUUAUUCACGCUUACACUUCUUACUGGUCAUGUGACCUUGUCUCAUUAAGUAACUUGAUUUCUUGCCCAGUAGAUUAGCUCCAAAAUUCAUAUUUCCUAUAAUUGUUCAAGAGUAUAAAUAGUUGGAGUAAUAACAUAUUUCUGGAUUUUCUUUUACUAUCGUUAGAUGACCAAUAAUAAUUCAAUGUUCACGUUAAGUUCUCAUCAGCAGUUAUCUUGCUAUUUGGGCUUGGCAAAUUUUCUAAUAACAUUCCGACUAAUAAGUCAUGUGAAAAUUGUUCACAGACGAGGUUAUAUAUAUAUAUAUAUAUAUAUAUAUAUAAUUUACUGACCAUCAAAUAGUUCUUGUUGUUACGUAAGCACCAGGACACAUCUGUAGGAUUUUGCAUUCACCAUUAGUCAGUUGACAUUUGGAUUAAAUCGAUAAUUUGUCAAAGCAAUAUUUUGAGUAAUUAGUUUCACGUUUCUUUACUAAGAUUCGUUUUUCAUGAUCAGUCAGAUUUUCAUUUGUUUUGGUAUGUUAGCUUUCCGUAAUCUAUGGUAAGAUGUAGCUGUGUGUUCUAUGUUUAUGAAGAUAAAAACGAAAUCCUUUUUUAAUUUGUUAUCAAUAGUUCUGCCUAACGCGCCCAAACUUUCUAGAUGGUAUGGCAGUGACACAGUUUUUUUCAAGCUUUAACAUAUACGUCCCGGUGUAUUUUUUCAUUAUAAUUUCAUCCUCUUCAUACCUUUCGUAAUGUGCAUUUAGCAUCACUGAUUUUCAAUAGAUUUCAACUGUCCAACGAUCUGAGACCUUAGCUCUUUCGAUUUUAUACAUACUUUUCACCAUUCCAAUGGUAACAAUCUUUUCGGUUACGUUGAGAGCUUGUAGCUUUCACAUCUGUGUUUGGGUGUGGUUAUAAUCCACCCUCACCAAGUUUCACACGCUUCUUAUUUCCGAUACAUUUUGAUGUCUGACUUCACUCUCCCAACCUCUUUCUAUCUCUAUUUGACCAGCUUUCUUAUGGGAUGGGGUGGGGAUCACGGUAUGUUCCUGUCAUGGGGUGGUGAGAAUGAGACAUACCAUGAUUAUUAGGGUGAUAGAAUGCCUAUCCGCGUGCCGUCGAGGCCAUUCAACUAUCUAUUGUAUAGUGGGGUGGUGAUAAAAUGAAUAUUAAGGUAAUAGUGUGGUGGUGGUGGUAGGUUUGGACGACCACAAAUUAAUUCACUCUCUAUGAGCCUCUUAUUAAAAUGGAAGGCUUAUCGAGAGCUUUUAUAUGCUAUUUGUGUCAUAAGGAGGGAUAGACAGACAACAACUAUGAUGCUGAAUGUUAGUUUUUUUGUUUGCUACAUCAUACAUUGUAUGUCUGGGACGGCAGGCCGUAUUUAUAUAUGUUGUGAUUAUUUUUUCUUCGUUGAUGAUACGCAAAACAUAACAGUAAAAAAUUUAAGUUAUUGAAACAAUUAAUGUUCACUGGAUAAGAAGUGUUUGUCUUGUCCUAGUAGUUUAUAUUUUGCACUACUACUUUGGGUGCAAUUCAUGGAUGCAUGUGUUUGAAUACGGGUUUAAAUUACAGAGACCUGUGUAGAUGGGUGCAUUCGGCAAGCCAUGAUUAUAAUUUCCAGUCGUAUUAGUUGUAUCGUAAUAAAAUUUUACAUUACAGUUUCAUCCAACAUGUGUAAUGGAUUUCCUCUGCUAUGGCCUUGAUCUAAAAAUUUGAAAUUAUUCAAAACAGUUGUGGGUAUUUUCUUUUAGUGGUGUAUAUGUUUUGAUCUAGCCAUUCUAGAGUUAUUCACUUUCUAUUCUCGCUAGCUUUUCAAAAUGAAUGAUGAUUAGAUUUUAUGUAUCACACAUUCUGUCAUCUACUGUUUGCGUAACUUGGAUAACUAUGCAUAAUACUAAUGAUUCAAUAUACUUGUAUGGGAAUUUUAACUCUAUGAUAGGUCUAAUCUGUUUCUUGUCUCACUAUCACUGAUAUUUAUUGUUUUUUAUUCGUGUGGUCGUGUUACUUUCUCUUCUCUUUGUGUACUGUUAGACUUACAUUAUAGAUUUAAGUUUGUAUCGGUUAGCCGAUUUCUUUAUGAAUAGCUAAAUUGAUAAGAUAUGAAAGAGUAAUCAUCUUAUCACCACUUAUCAAUUCAUGUUUGUGCCUAGUCAUCAAUUCAUUAGUUGAUUAAAUUGUAAACUUGUCCUAUUUAGUGUGUUACGCGUAUUCUAUGUCAUCUUUUAUUUUAAUUUUCAAUGUUGACCUAAUUUAAGGUGGAAAUAUUCUUGUAGCUAAACCAAAUUAUUCCACUUUUCCAUGAUAGUUUUGGUCUAAUUUGUUUGGUUUUACCGCAUAAAGAUUCUGAAAAAUGGAAAAUUAAUGGUUAAUGACUUUUCAUACUAUACCGAUCAUGGUUACGGAGAUGGAUGCCUUCAAGUAUUAAAAAUCUGAUUUUACUCUCUAUUCACCAUAAUUUGGUGGUUUUUGUAUUUAUACUCAGAUUCGUGUUUUUAAUACGUUUUAUAUUAGUUUUUAGGCAAAAAUUUGAUAUUUUCACGCAUGGUUACUUGUUUCUGUCUGCCAUCGACUUGUUAAACAUAAUUAAUUUUUCUCCUGAAGUAUAAACGUUUCAUUGUUCUUUUCAGAGAACAGCAGCUGCCGCGGCAAUGGCUGCAGCGAUGGCCGCAGCUGCCGCCGCUUCACAAGGUGGCCCACCAGGAGCUUUUGGUCUACCGUUGAACUUCGGGUCUAAUAGUCUAUCAGGGUCUUCACCAAUCGAUGCGCAUAAUUUAAUGGCUACGAUGGCUAGUUUUGCUGCUGCCCAGUCUGUUGCAGCAGUAGGCAUGAAUCCAGAUUUGCAUGAUGGACUUAAUUCAAGCCUUCCUUUAUCAUCUGGACUUUUCGGUGGUUUACAUCCAGAUAUAUCUGGUUUUGGUUCAAAUAAUCUAUUACCUCCAUCAUCAUCGUCUAUAUCAUCAACAUUUCCUAACCCAGGUUCUGUUUUACCACCAUCAAAAAGUUCAACACCUGUACCCAGUGUUAAUUCUUGUCCAAGUCGCCAACGUACGAAUUCUCGAUCUCCAGGUUUGCUUGAUGUACAUUCAAAUGCACCGCCAGAUGAGAAACGUCGUAAAACUGAAAGAGUAAGUUUGUUUCCUUUAACCUGUCAACAUUUUGGUUAGUAAUAACUUUUUUAGCAUAGUGAUACUGUACUGCGUGUUUUGUAUUCUAUCUUAUUUAUUAUAGUAAAUCUUCCAUAGAUUUAUCCAUUUCUUAUUGACAGUAAUUUAUGCAUUUCUUUUUUAAGCGUUAAUUAAUUAGACUUUUUACUGUAGUUAUUAAUUUCCAGUUUGGCACUUGAUGAUGUUUAUGAGUUACAGGGAGUUCUUAACGUGUAAAAUUUUACCGAUCACAUAAUAAUACAUUAUGCAAUCUGUUAAUAUUUUGCUUAAUGGUAAAGCUCAGGUAAAGAUAAUAUAUGUAAAUAUGACUGUUGAACGCAUGUAUUUCUACUGGUAGACUCAAGUUUUUGACAAAGUAAUGAAAAUGCUUACUUUUGGAACAUAUAAAUUCUUGUAUUCAAUUUUGUCGAAAUGUCAUUUUGACAACUAUAGAACUACCAUAGUAUAUUUUUUGUUUUUCAAUAUUCUUGAACUUGAAAACCCUUUCUGGAAACCUUACAAGUACGGUAAAGAAAUCUAUUCUUUAGGUUUUUUGUCUGUCACUAUUAUCUACAUAAAAAACCAAUUCACGUUUGUAUCAUAGCAUGUGUUAUAUAUACACUGACAUAGAAAUACACAUGUGUUAAUACUUUGCCUAUUUAUAUUAUUUGAUAAUCUGCAGUUUUGAAGUAUCUGUUUUGAUGUAAAUCACAUAUAUAUAAACAGUAAGUACUAUGUUCAUUUUCAAUUCUGUCGUUAGCCCACCUCCGGAGACAAAUGUAACGCGGUUGGUAAUAGUUCUUUGGAAGAAAACGGAUUGGUGAGUAAUUACUAUUGUAUCAUCCGUAUAAAAUAUAGAUAACUGGCUAGUAGCUCUAUUGUGAAUACACGAAGUUGGGUGGUAUGCUAAAUGAUAUAUGUAUAUAUAUAUAUAUAUAAUAGUGAUUUCAUUGAGUAACUUACGAUCAAGCCCCAAACGUGUAGGAUGAACGGCAUUGGAAUUGUGCAUAGAUCUUACCGACUAAUAAACAUUUACUAAUACUUAGUUUUUGUAGUUAAAUUUUCCCUGUUGGAUUCCCUAAAUGGCUUUCAAACUUAAUAAUUCAACUUUUACAUAUUUCACAUUACGAACUCAUUUUUGUUAAAUGACUAUUUGAAACCUGGAAGCACUGCACAGUUUUCUCAUCCUAGCAUGCGAUUCCUCAGUGAUGCACAUGCACACGACUACCAAAGAUCGAACCAAUUUUAGGUGUCAUGUCAUUUAAGAACAAUUCAGUGACUUCAUUCAGAGUUCUAGCCAUCACAAUAAAAUCAUUUUUAUGUUUUACUACUGGUCCACUUAGAAUUUAUAAAAGUUAGUAUUCAAAAGCAUAUUGCAUGUUAUGUGUUUCGAAGCUGAUAGAAUAACUCAGGUUUAUGUAAAAUAUGUGGUCAAAUGUUCACUAUUUAUGCAUUUACGUUCAAUCAUUAUGAUGACUUUUCCUCUGAUUAGUUGUAGUUGUAUAUUGACUAAAUUAGCAACAUUUUUUUAUAAAUCGUAAAUUCUUACUACUUCUGCUAUUAUAAAUAUUCAUUAUCAUUUAUUAUUUUUCUACACAGGUUCGUGUUAAAAGCUCAAAUUCUUCCGGUCGACGUACUCCAUCAACAAAGCAUAAUGGUAAUAAUAGUAGCAGUAAUGGUGGACCGAAUUCUUCUGUUUACAAAAACCAUUCUUCUGGUAACGGCAUAACUCUAUCACAUCCUGAGAGUAAUAAUCACAAUCAUAAUACCACCACGAAUAACAAUACACAACGAGAUCAUUCAGUUGAAUUAGAUCAUAAAGAAUUUGAUGAAAACCCACCGCCACUUUUGAGUGGUGGUUCUGGUAGUGGUACACCAAGUUGUACUACAUCACCACAAAAUCAACAAUCGCAUACAACUUGCACUGAUCCCCCACCUCCUCCUGCUCCUCCUUCGACUGGGACAUUUCAUAAUAAACAACAUACUACUACAUCCAAUGUUAAAUCAUCGUUAUCACCUGUAGUUGCUAGCACUACAAACGUAUCGAAUUCAUGCAGAAUAGGUUCAAUUUCAUCUUUGGCAGGAGGUAAGAUGAUAAUGAUGCUGAUCGACCAUCAGAUGGUUCUAUGAUUAGUUCAUUUAAUAUUUUGUGCUUUUUAUGUGUGCAUGAGGAGAUUGCAAACUUUUUUUUUUCGGUUCUAUCGUAAAAAUAAAUUAACCACAUAAACAUUACGUUCAACUUAUACUAUUCCCUUAGUAUGUAAAAUCGUUGGAAACCACUAUAUAUAUAUAAGCUCCAACUGUCGCGAGAAUUGAAAACAAGCUCUCUAACAUAAAAAUUAUUGAGACUAAUAGCAAUUUAUGUAGUCAAUCUAUCCGCAUCUUUUUUCUUUGUUUUUCUAUAUCUCUUUUUGGUCCUACCCACACCCAAUAAUAUGUACAUACAUGAAUUUAUGUAUGAAAAAGAUAAUGUAUAUCUUUUGUUUGCUUGUGUGUGUCAACUCACAUAUACACACCUAUACGAAUGUUUGUUCGCUUAUGUAUGCAGUUCCUCUGAACACACAUUCCAUGUAAAAGCUUAUAUAUAGACCUUUCGUUUUAGGGUUUAUCACUUUACACAUAAUAACAAAAGUAGCCUAUUUUCUUCUUCCUGUUCAUUCAUCCACCCACCCCACUGUGUUAACAUGCCAUUUGGUUUGUGAGGUGUGUACAUACCGUAAAUUUGCCUUAUUGCUCUCAUUCUCUCUCUGUCUUCCUAACAAAUACAAUUCAUCUUUGUUUUUUUAUUUUCCUUGUCUUGUCCCCACCAUCAUUUUCCUUUAUCGAUUAGACAUAUGUCUCACCACCCUUCAGUUUUAUGUCGUACACCACCAUCACCGUCACCACUAUCUUGUAUAUAUUAUAAGUCCCAUCCGACUCAGCAUGCCUUUAUUCUAUAUAUCACAUCAGUACUAGCAGCGAUAACAACAAAAACAACACAAUUCUAAUUGCGCCUUCACCUCACCUCUCUCUCCACUCUUAUGUCGUUGUAGCCUGGGUCAGUAACUGGAACAAAAUAGUAUUGGGGUGGUAGUUGUUAUGUUAGCUUUCAUGACCUAGUUGGGAUGGCAAUAAUAAAUAAUAUGAUGUAGAAGUAGAGGAGGUAGGUGGUGGUAUUGGGGGAAAUUGAAGCUAUCAUUUAGUCGGCUAGUUUCAUUUAUAAUAUUGCUUGAUCAGCUGUUCUGAUAUACUACUGAAGUGGGUGUGGGACGGUUUUCUUUUUCAAUAAUGAUAAUAAUAAUAAUAAUAAUAAUAAUAAUAAUGGCAAUAAUAAUAGUAUUAGUAUUAUGUGUCUAAUGCGCUGUUAUGUGCAGUAUAUAUUUAUGUUUUAGUUUUGUUUUUUACAACAGUUUUAUAGAUCGUCAUUGUUAAGAAUAUAUAAAGUUAACCAUGUAUAUUUCUAUAACCUUUUCAGUAAAUGAAAUUAGUUUUUAUGCUAAUCUUUUGCUAUAUUAAAUCAUCUAAUCAAUCAAUUGCUUUCAAGUGUGGAUAAUCAUCCUUAUUUGAGGAUCGGGAUCUAUUCGUUUUUAAACAUUAUUCAAGAAGCGAGUAUGAAUUAUCUUGAAGGUAUUAGUCCCUUUGUUAAGUUUCGACAGUGCAAUGAGAAGAUUGUCAUCUUCGUUAUAAUUCAUUUGAAUAUGACAAAGUGCAUCGAUUCAAGGAGCUAAAAGUUGAUGACUGCCUUGAAUAAGAUCAUAACAUUAAAUUAAUUGUCAUUUGAAUAUUGUCGAAGAAUAUCGAUACAUGGCUUCAUACAUUAUUUUGCAUAUUGACAUGAUCGAUAUUUUUCAAUUGUUCCACGGAAAUAUGAACGAUAAGUUACAGUAAUACAUACCUCUGAAUAUGAGGUUAUAUAUGUAUAUCGAAGUAUAGUUUCUUCUUUUACAUUCCUUUAGGUGAAUUAUCAGUACCUAGUCCUUUAUCUUCAAUGGGUGCUGGUGGUGGUGUCAAUCUACCUGGUGUCGGUGCUGUUUCUCUUUCUCCGCCCCAUCUUACUUCUGACGCAUUAACACCAAAUCCUGAUGGCCAUUCAGUUUCGUCUACACAACAAAAUCCCCCUUCAGUACCACUAUCAACAACAACAACAUCGUCGUCAUCGACGAUGAUGUUUGAUACAAAUUUUGGCAGUUCUGGAAUGAGUGGGAUUUCGAAUAUUGGCAGACCACCAUAUUCAUUUCUUCGUUUGGAUAACCAAUCACCAACUCCUGUACCAUUCACUCCAGAUGCUUUCUUUGGUCCAGGUAUUCCACAUCAAGCAAAAGCGAUACAUUGUUUGGAUCACGGAGAGGUUGUCUGUGCUGUUACAAUUAACAAUGCUACACAUCAGAUUUAUACUGGAGGUAAAGGCACUGUUAAACUAUGGGAUUUAAAUUCAACUACAUCUAAUCAAUCUCCGAAUUGCGGUGGAAGUUCAGGUCAAUCAAUCAUCACUAAUAAAACGUGUAUAACAAGCCUCGAGUGUUUACAAAGAGAUAAAUACAUACGAUCGAUUAAAUUAACCCAAGAUGGAAGAACAUUAGUGGUGGGUGGUGAAUCUAGUAUAUUAAGUAUAUGGGAUUUGGGUCAAGCUAGUCCUCAUCCAAAAAGUGAACUUACAUUUACAGCUCCAGCAUGUUAUGCUUUGGCUGUAUCGCCUGAUAGUAAAUUAUGCUUCAGCUGCUGUUCAAAUGGAAAUAUUGGUGUUUGGGAUAUACAUAACCGUAUUUUAGUUCGUCAAUAUCAAGGGCAUGCUGAAGGGGCAUCUUGUGUCGAUAUCCGUCCAGAUGGAACACGCUUGUGGAGUGGAGGCUUAGAUAAAACUGUACGUUGUUGGGACUUACGGGAGCAUUGCCAAAUAAGUCAAGUUGAUUUGUCAGCUCAAAUAUUUUCCCUUGGUUAUUGUCCAACGGGAGAUUGGUUAGCUGUUGGAUUGGAAACAGAUCAAGUUGAAGUGUUCGGUCCUGGUCGUCCAGAACGUUAUCAACUAUCGCUGCAUGAAAGUUGUGUUUUGUCUCUUAAAUUUGCUCACAGUGGCUUGUGGUUUGCUUCCACUGGUAAAGACCAUUGUCUAUACGCUUGGAGAACUCCUUAUGGUGCUAACCUCUUUCAGGUAAGUUCUAUUUUCAGUAUAAAUUUCCAACCUAUUUAUAAAACUACGUUGAGAAAAUAUCUAAUACAAUGAGUUUUAGAGUCCUAAAAGUGGUAUAAUUUUAACGUUUGUUCGCCAUAUAAUGCAAAACGAGCCAUACUGACUAGUUUUUAGUGUGUUACUAUUGUUUAACCCAUUUAGUAAUUUUUUUUCUACCCGUUGGUCUCUCAUGUCAAUUUGAAUUCAAUUAUAUUUGGGUAGUACUUUGACGUUUCCAUAGUUUACUGGUUUGCUAUAAAUAUUGGUGGUUCUAAUCCUUUUAUAUCAUUUUAAGUCCUUUAUGUUUUCAUAGGAGAAUUUGAUUUACCAAAGAUUUCUGUUGACCUAGUGAGUUAGUCCACUUGUAGACAUUUAACAGGCUUUUUUUAGAUUCAAUUUCGUAUUUUCAGUCUAGUUAGCUGGAUUUAUCUACUAUUUUGAUAAAAUUCAACUUCUGGUAGUCGAUUAUUUACAACUUGUGCAACUCAGCCUUAUUGUUUAUUAGCUUUGAUUUUAAAAGCUCAUUUUCACAUCUUAUUCUUGAGUACUGACCUAAAUGAAACACUGGUAAAAAUUCUUUAACUAUUGCUCUCGAAUGUCUGAUAGAUAUGUGUGAUUUGUUAGUCCUAGAACGGUGAAUAUACUAAUUUACGAAGAUUGGUUCCGUUGAACAGGAAGGGACAGUUAAUAAAUUAUUUAUUCUUGAGCGUUAGAACUUUUAUAGAUGACACUAUUGAAGAAGAAUCGAUCAAAAUCAAACAAAAAUACUCAGAGACAAUGGCUUUUCUCACGGGUUCAUACUGUAAAUAAAGCAUAUUUCUAUGCAUAACAUAUUUUAACCUAAAAGCUAUGUUCUGUUUUCCUUUUCUUCGAUCCAUCAUGUUCAAUAUAAGGGAGUUUUCUCUUGUUUUAUCCCAGAAUGGUACUUAAUCUAGUUCUAAUUUAGUAAGUUGAAGGCGAUUAAAGAUUAUGCCUGCUUAUUUCUUAUUCUCUAUGUGUUAUAAUAGGAAUUAUGCGAAUAAUUAGUAAUGAUAUACCAUUAAACUACCAUUAUAUCGUUUAAAUACCUUUUUAUACUUCAUUUACACUGUUCAAUUGUCAGAAUUGUUAGUAGUAGUAAUGGUGGUAGUGGUAGUGUUAUUACUUAAAUGGCAUUCCUAAUUGUACAGUAAUUAUAGCAUUUUGAAUUUUUCCAUUUUUUACUGAUUAUUUCACUAUGUUCUCUUUUUUCUUGCAUUAUUGUUAUUAUUACAUAUAGGUCAAAGAAAACUCAUCUGUGUUGAGUUGCGACAUAUCACUAGAUGACAAACUCCUAGUCACUGGGUCUGGUGAUCGUAAAGCUACUGUCUAUGAAAUAAUUUACUAAUUCUAUCUAUGCGCUAGUUGCUUUUCGUUUUUCCUAUGUUGCUUUUUAUGUCCUACUUACUGGUGCUAGUGCGUGUAUGUAUAUUUAUAUGUGCUAUUCUGUGUAUGGCGCUAAUGGUAACAGAACACUGACACACACGCACACAUUAAAUAAUAGCAUUAGUAGUUCAAAAAACCAUACAACAACAAUAACAACAAACGAGUCAGUAUUUUCUAGUCAAUCAAACGUAAACGUUAAUAUUCAUAUACAUAUAUUAUACUGUUUUAUGUCAUAUCACAUUGAUGUUGUUUUUGACGCUACGAAGAAAAAAUAAUCAUAAUUUACGAAGUCAAUAUCGUUUCUACUUGCAAUUUGUUCUCCUUUCAAUACAUACAUUUGCUUACCUAUCUACCACCCUUCAAAAUCACUUUUCUCGUGCAUUUUAUAUCACUUUCUCUCCUGACUCUCAUCUCGAUUGUGUAUUAUAUCUUUGUUUUUGUUCCGUUUUUUGUCUGUGCUGUUCAGAAUUUUGGUAAGAAAGCAAGCAAAUCGACAUACGUCUCCACAUCAAUAUGCACAUUACUCUCUUGAUGUGAUCAUUCAAAGCUUUUUUUUCUGUUAACUAGCAAAUUAUUCUACGUUGUAUAAAACUACACUAUUUAUUAUUAUCAUUAUUAUUAUGUAGCGUACAUACACAUAUUACCAGGAAAAUUGACCGGCAAGAACGAACAACAAACAACCAAAGUUGUUUCUUUGUUACUUUUCCUUCUUUCCCCAUUUUCCUUUCUUUCCUUUUGUGUCAUUGUUAUAAUUUUUUCUCAGGUUCAUGUAUCCAACUUGUUUUUAUCGCCUAUGUUGCAUUGACUUGGAGAGAGAUAAUGAAUGGGAUACACGUUAGUUCGAAAUUUGUGUAACUUUUUGAUUCAAGUUUGUUGUUUUGUUCUUACUUGUCAUUACUUUUCUUAACUGUGUUGUAAUGCUGUUAUCGUCGCCAUCCCCUCUACCGCUACUGUUUAGUUGUACUUUGUGAAUAUAUAUAUACAUACACUCACUGAUAGUGUUUGUUUAAUAGCGUUAUACUUUUAUCACCGUCUUUGCUUUUUUUGCUAUUUCUUUUUCAAUCUUCCAGUUAAAAUUCUAAAAAAAUAAUCAGUUUUCCUGUUUCUUCCGUUUUGUUUUAAUAACGUUCCCUUAACUG
Schistosoma haematobium is the source of this 18405-nucleotide messenger RNA. RefSeq names its product Transducin-like enhancer protein 4. Lineage: Eukaryota; Metazoa; Platyhelminthes; Trematoda; Strigeidida; Schistosomatidae. The transcript has 11 exons. The record is from RefSeq and is a predicted model, not a curated record. The coding region runs from base 362 to 1690 and encodes 442 amino acids. Gene Ontology annotation, molecular function: protein binding; transcription corepressor activity. Gene Ontology annotation, cellular component: nucleus; transcription regulator complex. Gene Ontology annotation, biological process: regulation of DNA-templated transcription; negative regulation of canonical Wnt signaling pathway.